Molecule: messenger RNA, 2387 nt
Organism: Helianthus annuus (common sunflower)
Lineage: Eukaryota; Viridiplantae; Streptophyta; Magnoliopsida; Asterales; Asteraceae
Exons: 4
Coding region: 375-1967 (530 amino acids)
Source: RefSeq, a predicted model, not a curated record
ACAAAACCCUAGUUUGUUCCUGUCUUCCGUAACGAUUCUAAUUUAAUAACGCUUCAAUUAUUAUUCCAUUCAUUAUUUUUUCUUUUUCUUUUUUUGUCUCUUCUACAUUCCACCUUCUUUGCAGAUUCCCAUUUUUAGCUUCAUUAAUCCGCAGAUUAAUCCAUUAUUAUUAUCAUCUCCAUAUUUACCAUCAACCCAUUCAUUCAUUCAUUCAUUCUUUACUUUAUACGCGUGAAAUUCUUAUAUCUUUUUUCUUAUAAUUCCAUCACCAAAGUAGUAUGAUUGCGAUGUGUCGAUCAUAACAGAUCCACCUGUUUGUUCGUCGUUUUAGAAGCAGAAUCGCUUUCAUCAGAGAUUUGAACUUGUUAAAGGUGAUGGAAAACGGUCGAAAGACACCGAGUGUUAUUGCAAGAUUGAUGGGUAUCGACGAGACGCCAACGCGCCAGCAGCCUGUCUUGGGACAGCAAAGAGUGUUGUCUAAGAAUUAUCUACAGAAAUCUGCUUCUAUAGGAAAGAGGUCAAGAAAAGAUUUACCAAACAGUGUUGUGGGAUCCAAGAAACGGGCGAAUCUGAGAACGAAUAAAGAUUCUUUAUCGAGAGAUUUUGAGCGGAAAAGUUUGUGUUUUGAUGGAAUGCAGGGUGUGAAGUCACCCGUUGUUUUCGGUUUGGAUGAUGAUGGAAAAAAUGGAAAAUUGGCUAAAAAUAUUGUUUUGAGACCAAAUUUAGGAAAUGUACAACGUGUUUCUGGACCGUCGUUUCUACUUGAUUCGCAGAGCGUUUUCGGUUGGGAAGCGAAGAAACAACUAUUGGAGAGACAUAAGAUGAGAAAAGUUUCGCAACAACUUCAACCGGAUUUUAUGAAGACUAUAGGUGUUAAAAACAAAGAAGGUUGGAACCAUGAGCCUGUUGCUAAAUUACCAAUUUUUAAAGGCUUGGACUUUUCUUCUAAUCGGAGCGCAAAAUCUGUCAAAGUGAUUAGAAGUGAUAUGGCUAUAAACACCAAGAAGAAUUUUUUGGUUUCAAAUUUAUCGACCACGUUAGCUCUAAGGUCUGAUGCAGAACCAGAAACCAAAAAUGUUGAAUCUUUUCAUGGUGACACUGAAGACAAAAGCAACGGUUCUAUGAUCGAUGAAUGUUCUUCCGGUUUAUCGGAUCUGUCAUCUGAAGAGGGUUCACCUAUUAGAUCCCAUGAAGAUGACUCGGUAUCUUCGAAUGGUGUGCAUACUGAUGAAGAACAUUCUGAUGGUAAGGUUGAAUCCUACCAGCACAGUCCAAAUUCGGUACUAGAAACACCGUUCAGGGAAGAUAAUUCAUCAAGUUCCGAGUGUUUUGCUAGAGCAAAGUCUGAUCUCCGUGGUCUGUGGAAGCAACUUCAGCUUCUCAAGUCCGAAUCAGAAGAAACCGACAGCAAGCCUGAAGAAAUGGUUACAUCGAGCGACAGUGAAAGAUCUACUUGUACCGAUCAAAACACGAGAUUGUCUGGAUCCAAAGAAAGUCGGGACUUUUCAUACCUGGUAGAUGUACUAAACGAAUCGGGGUUCCAAGAUGGGAACAUAGAGACAUGCUUUAAAAGAUGGCAUUCUGCAGAAUGUAUGACAGGUCCUUCGGUUUUUGAAGCAUUAGAGAAGAAAUACGGGAAGCAAGAGUUAUGGCAUAAAGCGGAAAGGAGGCUUCUGUUUGACCGUAUAAAUUCAGGGAUGACGGAAAUUGUGAGGCCACGGGUGGACAUUAGAGUUUGCGCGAAGCCUUUGAGAAGAAAGAUGCGAAGUAUGUCGAGGAGAGAUGUUAUUGAGGAAGAACUGUCUGCAUUGUUACGCAGUCAAGAAAAAGGAGUCGACGAUGGGGUGUCUGAGAAGGCUGUCGGAAGAGGGUUGUGGUUUGAUCCGGUGGACGAGUUGGAUUCUCUUGUGACAGAGAUUGAAAUCUUUCUGUUUGAUAAGUUGGCAGGGGAGUUGGUCUCUGCUUAAAAAGUCCGGUUAAUGGAUGGGUUGAGUAUGGGUCAAAUGGUUCGGGUCAAAACGGGCUUUUUUUAAUGGGUCCAAGUUGGUUGGGUAGGAUGGUCCGACCAAUCAACGCAUUUUUAUUCAAUUUUUAUAGAUUAUUAAAAAAAUUAAUAAAUUGUUUUAUAAGUUUUAAGCGUGUGACUUCCGUUCCGCUUGACCACGUUGACCCAUUUGAGUUUUUACUUGUUUUCGUUUUAUUUUAAGUUUGAGGGUUCUUGUUAGGGAUAAAACAGAAUAUAGAAAGUCGACCCAUUUUAGGUAAAUGGGUCAAAAUUACCAUCUCUAUUGUGUUUAUUUUUUCGUUAAAGAUAGAUAUAAAAAGUGAGGUCGCGAUUGAUUUUUUGUAUAGUUUGGCAGUGUAGCAAUACAAUUGUGUUUGUUUUU